CUGGUCUCAAACUCUUGAAAUCAGGUGAUCCACCUGCCUCAGCCUCCCAAAGUGCUGGGAUUACAGGUGUGAGCCACCGCACCUGGCCUUGUUUUAAGCAUUUGGGGAUCAAUUUGCAGGGACCUAUUGGACUAUGGGGAAAAUGAGAUGGUUCUGCUCCUGUAUUUUAAUGUCUUUUUCCUUUUUGUUUCUUUACUUUGUAAUUAAGGCUUUGCAGACUUGCAUCCCAUAAUGUCUUCUUUUAUUUUUAUUUUAUUUUAUUUUUUGAGAUGGAGUCUCACUCUGUCACCCAGGCUGGAGUGCAGUGGCACCAUCUCGGCUCACUGCAACCUCCACCUCCUGGGUUCAAGUGGUUCUCCUGCCUCACCCUCCUGAGUAGCUGGGAUUACAGUUGCGUGCCACCAUGCCGGGCUAAUUUUUGUGUUUCUAGUAGAGACAGGGUUUCACCAUGUUGGCCAGGCUGGUCUUGAACUCCUGACGUCAGAUGAUCUGCCUACCUGGACCUCCCGAAGUGCUGGGAUUACAGGCGUGAGCCACCACACCCAGCCCAUAAUGUCUUCUUUUGAAGGGUGGGAGGUUUGGAAGAGUCUAACCUGUCUCUGCAAGCUCUUGAGUCCCGCCAAGAUGAUAUUUUAAAACGUCUGUAUGAGUUGAAAGCUGCAGUUGAUGGCCUCUCCAAGAUGAUUCAAACACCAGAUGCAGACUUGGAUGUAACCAACAUAAUCCAAGCGGAUGAGCCCACGACUUUAACCACCAAUGCGCUGGACUUGAAUUCAGUGCUUGGGAAGGAUUACGGGGCGCUGAAAGACAUCGUGAUCAACGCGAACCCGGCCUCCCCUCCCCUCUCCCUGCUUGUGCUGCACAGGCUGCUCUGUGAGCACUUCAGGGUCCUGUCCACGGUGCACACGCACUCCUCGGUCAAGAGCGUGCCUGAAAACCUUCUCAAGUGCUUUGGAGAACAGAAUAAAAAACAGCCCCGCCAAGACUAUCAGCUGGGAUUCACUUUAAUUUGGAAGAAUGUGCUGAAGACACAGAUGAAAUUCAGCGUCCAGACGAUGUGCCCCAUCGAAGGCGAAGGGAACAUUGCACGUUUCUUGUUCUCUCUGUUUGGCCAGAAGCAUAAUGCUGUCAACGCAACCCUUAUAGAUAGCUGGGUAGAUAUUGCGAUUUUUCAGUUAAAAGAGGGAAGCAGUAAAGAAAAAGCCGCUGUUUUCCGCUCCAUGAACUCUGCUCUUGGGAAGAGCCCUUGGCUCGCUGGGAAUGAACUCACCGUAGCAGACGUGGUGCUGUGGUCUGUACUCCAGCAGACCGGAGGCUGCAGUGUGACAGUGCCAGCCAAUGUGCAGAGGUGGAUGAGGUCUUGUGAAAACCUGGCUCCUUUUAACACGGCUCUCAAGCUCCUUAAGUGAAUUGCCGUAACUGAUUUUAAAGGGUUUAGAUUUUAAGAAUGGUGCUCUUUCAUGCCUAUUAUCAGUAAGGGGACUUGUAUUAGAGUCAGAGUCUUUUUAUUUAGGCCAGUUGUCAAGUGUCAAUAAAAGCAUCAUGUAAUUUA
Molecule: messenger RNA, 1552 nt
Organism: Gorilla gorilla gorilla (western lowland gorilla)
Lineage: Eukaryota; Metazoa; Chordata; Mammalia; Primates; Hominidae
Gene: AIMP2
Product: aminoacyl tRNA synthetase complex interacting multifunctional protein 2
Exons: 4
Coding region: 681-1409 (242 amino acids)
Cellular component (GO): aminoacyl-tRNA synthetase multienzyme complex
Source: RefSeq, a predicted model, not a curated record